ACGAGGCUCGAGCAGACAGUGCUUUAUUUUCCUUAUACUUUUCUGAUUUUAUCACUUUGGAAAAGUUGAAAACGAAAAUAGAUUAGCAUGGGGAGAACUAUAAUAUGUGAAGAAAGUAACCAAGCUUUCAUUAAUGACAUUUAUAAUGAAAAGAAUGCUCAAACUGGCCUUCUUAUUGGGCAGUUAACCCCCCAGAGAGACUACGUCGUUUUAAUGGUGGCGACCCCCAUUGAGAAUGAACCAGAGGAGGAAGAAGAUAAUGAAUCAGACGGUGUGAAAACACGGUCGAAGGCUUCAAGGAAAUCUGCCACACUUGAUAGUAUCAGUGAAUCAUGGGUUACUUAUCAUGCCAAACAGGUUGUUCGAAUGAUGCCUGGUGGUUUGGACGUCAUUGGUUUAUACGCUGCUGCUAAUACUAAAGAACUGGAGAAAUGUACCUCUAAAUUAAGACAGCUUGUGUUUGCUGUACAUAAAACAUUAUCCAAAAGUCAACUGACCCCAAAGCCAGAUGAGGCCAUCACAGACCGAAUACUUCUACAGAUCUGUACACUUUCUAGAAAAUUAACUUGUAAAUCCAUUGAUGUUGGUGAUAACCAGAGUGUUCUUCGUCCAGCAGAAUGGAAGUUCCAGACAGCAGUUGAUAAGUGGUCCAUAUUGCGGACAAAACUGGCUCUUGACUACCCUAUCUAUAUACCAAAGCAAGAAGCAGACAUGAGUAAAAAGCUACAGACUAGCCUGAAGAGUAUACGGAAGCUGGUAUGGAGCAGUCUGGGGACAAUAACUGGUAAUAUCCGUGAUGAUAGUGAGGUGUUACAGGUCAGCCAGGAAGGGCCUAAAAAGACACGAUCAGGGAAAGGAUACAGUCAGGACAUGCAGCAGAAGUUUGCUGUGGAACUGUUUCUAACGCCUGUGGGGGAUUGUGAAUCAGAGGAGGAUGAGGAGGGAAAGGCAGUUGAGAUUGGCACAAAUAUCACCAUCCGUGGCACCAUCCAGGGAGAGGCAUUCAUUCAUGGGAAAGCGACAGUUAAAGAGGGUCUUCAGGCUUUGAAGUGUGAUGUUUUCCGGAGUUUACAAGCCCGGUGUUCCCUCAUGUGUGAAGAUCAACAAGCGUCUGGAGAUGGGCCGAAUGAUGGCAGCAGACUCCAGACGCCUCGCCGAGUCUUUGCCAAACUUCCCGAAAAGAAAAUAACACUUUGUGAUUAUAUGUUUGGGGAUGAGGAAGUGUCCGAUGUCCUCGAUAGAUUCCAAGAGGUUCUUGGCAUUACGUUAGAAGAAAAAGAUAUGAUUUUAGACAGAGAAAAUAUUCCAAGUGAGGAAGAGAUGAAUGCUGCCGAAGAAGAAGGUGCUACAACUGUCUCUGUCCAAAAGACGUCUGGAUUACCUGGGGGAGCAAUGAUUGGAGCUGUUGUUACAGGAGCAGUUAGCGCACUGGCUGCAGCAUUCUCAUACAUGUACCUACAGGAGUAGUCAUACAAAGGACAAGUUUUAUUCCAUGCAUCAAGUAUCCUUUGUCAUGUGGACCAGUGCAAUAAAUCUGUUCCUUCAGGUUUCUUGAUAUUUCACAAAUGAAAUGUUCACUGAACCAAUUGAUUUUACUCUUAUGAUAAUGUUUGUACCUUGGCUGUUAGUAAUUUUAAUGACUUUGAGUCGCUGUGAACAUAUUGGCCAGGAAAGAGGUCAAAGAACUCUGUUUGGUUCUGUAAUUGUUCUUUUAUUAAAUAAAUAUUUACUGUUUUCAAAA
Molecule: messenger RNA, 1741 nt
Organism: Lineus longissimus
Lineage: Eukaryota; Metazoa; Nemertea; Pilidiophora; Heteronemertea; Lineidae
Product: protein odr-4 homolog
Exons: 12
Coding region: 88-1467 (459 amino acids)
Biological process (GO): intracellular protein localization
Cellular component (GO): endomembrane system
Source: RefSeq, a predicted model, not a curated record